Messenger RNA from Candidula unifasciata, 1668 nucleotides. The record is from the annotation of a GenBank genome assembly. NCBI's taxonomy places the organism in Eukaryota, Metazoa, Mollusca, Gastropoda, Stylommatophora, Geomitridae.
AUGACAAGAAAGAAACGGUGUUUGUCUUUCAGUGUUUUACUAUGCCUUUUUAGCGGCGUCUACAUCUUGUGGCAUAUUAUCUGGAACUUAUUGUCUCGAAAUAUGCCUGCAGAUCUGGAUAUUUCUCUGCUACAAGAACUGCACUAUGCUAAGAAGCUCACCCUUACUGGUCAGAAUGAACCCCUGCAUCAGUAUGGCUACCACAUUGUUAACAGUUAUGCUAAUAGACCGGGUAGGCAUAUUCCUGACACCCGCCAUCCCAGUUGCCAUUCUAAUACAUCACAUAUGCUUAAGAAAUUGCCGUCUGCAAGUAUUAUCAUCACCUUUCAUCAGGUUGAUCAGUCAGUUCUUCUCAGAAACAUUGCCAGUAUUCUUGUGAGGUCCAGACCAGCUGUUAUUCAUGAAAUCAUUAUUGUUGAAGAUGGAACAUCUCCUGAUGGAGAGAGCCAGUUUCUCACUCAGAUCCCUGGAAUUAAAGUUUUUCGGAAUAAAGAAUCUCAAGGAAGGGGUGUGGCACGAACUCAGGCUGCAGCUCGAGCCACAGGAGAUGUUCUUGUGUUCGUAGAUGGUUUGACUGAAGUGAAUGUUGACUGGCUGUCUCCUUUACUACUAAGACUUAUGGAAAGCCCAAGGAAUUUAGUGGCUCCAGUUUUAGACAGCAUCGACCAUAUGACAUUUGAGUAUGCUCCUGUAUCCACAUUGUUCCGAGGAGGUUUUGACUGGAGUCUGCAGUACCACUGGGAAGACAUCCCGAUAAGCUACAUGGCCAGGCCACAUCCAAUGACACCUGUAAGGUCUCCUGUUAUUUCUGGCAGUGUACUGGCAAUGAGAAGGGAUUUUUUUAACUGGCUGGGAAAGUAUGACCAGACCCAAGGGGCUAAAGAGACGGAGGAUAUAGAGCUGUCUCUUCGAGCCUGGCUAUGUGGAGGGCAGGUAGAAAUUGUUCCAUGCAGUAAAGUUGGAGUUAUUCAUUUCAAGAAAGGGCAAAUGGGAGUGCCUCAAGUUUCAUUCAGUGCCUACAUUAGGAGUGCUCGUCAAGUGGCAGAAAUUUGGUUGGAUGAUUACAAAAGAUUCUUUUUUGCUGUCCGGCCAUCUGCCAGGAUGCAGCCAAAAGCAGAUAUCACCCUUCAGCGUAAACUGAAAGAAAAGUUGAAAUGUCGAAACUUCAAGUGGUACCUGACGUUUAUUUAUCCCCAGCUACAACCAUUGAUUUCUGAUGAAGUUGCUUAUGGUCACAUCCAACAAGGCAACAGCUGCAUUGAUUUCGAUCCUGGUCAACUUCCGAUUGUAGCCAAGCUCCGAAAUUGUGAAGAUGACAAAGACUCACAGGAAUGGUCUUGGAGAAAGAAAGGUGUGAUUGUUUCAAGUGGUAUGUGUCUGACCUCUGACCUCAUGAAUACACAGGGUUUUGUGGUAGUGCAGUUUUGUAAUGAUAUGGAGAAUCAGCUGUGGUAUCGACAUGAUAUGAAAAUAGUCCAUCAAGAAACCAACCUCUGCCUGGAUGGACGACAAGCCAACACUGGACUUCUGAUCUCUGAUUGCAUCAAGGACAGUGCUAGUCAGAUGUGGUACAUUUCUAAUGAGAAACUCUUCAACAAUCCUGAACUGGCUUACUUAAAUUUUGACAAUGAUAAUGAUCAUGGGGACGUUCAUGAUGAUCAGCUGUGA